CGGGCCGCCCCGCGGAGGGGGCGCUGGCUCGGGGCGGCCCCGGGGCCCCGCCGCUCCGCCGCUGACCGCUGCCCCCAGCCCCCCCCCCCCCGAGGAUGAGGAGCCGCCCGGCGCUGGCGACGCUGCUCGUCCUGGCGCUGCCGCUCGCCCUCGCCCGCCGCCCCCCCGCCGCCCCGCCGGGCCCCGCGCCCCCCGCACAGGGGAUGCCCGGCCCGGAGCCGCUGCCCUGGAGAGCCCGCGGCAGCCCCGGGGCCGCCUACGCCGCCGUGCUGCAGCUGCUGCGGGAGGAGGACGCCGGUCCCCCCGCGGCUCCGCAGAAGCGUAAGUCCCGCCCGGUCCCGGUCCUGGUCCCGGUCCCGGUCCCGGCGCCGCAGCCGGGCCCCGCGGCGCUGACGGCGGGUCUCUCCGCAGGGGACAUGCACGACUUCUUCGUGGGGCUCAUGGGGAAGAGGGCGGCGGAGCCCGGGCGGCCGGCGGGGCGGGGGAGCGGCGGUCCGUCCGACCGGUGCUCCCCGGGACCCCCGACGGCCGGCGGGGCCCCGCCGCGGGCGGCGUGAGCCGCGGGCCGAGCCGGCGGGGCUGGACGGGGCGCGCCCCCGCGGCCCCCCCGCCCCGCCACGGGGACCGGCCUGGGCCGUGCCCCGUGCCCCGUGCCCCGCGGGCGAGGCACCGCCACCGGGGACGGCGGUACCGGCGGGGGAGGGCGUCCCGGGCUCCGCCGCCGCGGAGCCGUGGUGGGAGCCGCCGGGGCCGCGCUGCCGCCGUUCCGACCCACGCACGCGUGUCCCUGCACGCGCCCCCCGCCCCCGGCGGCAGCUGGGCCGUUCCGAACACCCGCGUACACGCACCCGUACCUGUACCGUCCGGCCGGUUACGUACACCUGUAUACAUCCACCCGUGCCUCGGCGGGACACGCGCCCCGACC
Harpia harpyja (harpy eagle) is the source of this 925-nucleotide messenger RNA. RefSeq names its product tachykinin precursor 3 (gene TAC3). The transcript is spliced from 3 exons. NCBI's taxonomy places the organism in Eukaryota, Metazoa, Chordata, Aves, Accipitriformes, Accipitridae. Gene Ontology annotation, biological process: positive regulation of blood pressure; tachykinin receptor signaling pathway. The record is from RefSeq and is a predicted model, not a curated record. Bases 96 to 557 code for a protein of 153 amino acids.